Messenger RNA from Fulmarus glacialis (Northern fulmar), 1090 nucleotides. RefSeq names its product uricase-like. The transcript is spliced from 7 exons. The record is from RefSeq and is a predicted model, not a curated record. Lineage: Eukaryota; Metazoa; Chordata; Aves; Procellariiformes; Procellariidae. The annotation marks the transcript as partial. Gene Ontology annotation, cellular component: peroxisome. Gene Ontology annotation, molecular function: urate oxidase activity. Gene Ontology annotation, biological process: purine nucleobase catabolic process; urate catabolic process.
AUCAAGGAUGUAGACGUCCUCAACUGCGAAUAUGGCAAGAACACAAUUAAGUUCCUUCGCCUUCAUAGGGAAGGGAAGAAGCACUUCGUUAAAGAAGUGGAAGUGUGCACACAUCUCCGGCUGACUUCUGCUCAGGAGUACCUGGACGGAAACAACUCUCUUGUGAUACCUACCGACACCAUAAAGAAUAUUGUCCUUGUGUUGGCCAAAAAAAAUGGGAUCCCAACUUUAGAGCAAUUUGCUAUAGAUAUCUGCAAACACUUCAUGACAACAUUUUGCCAAGUGGCGUACGUCAAAACCUACGUUCAAGAAGUACCAUGGCAACGUCUACACGAGAAUGGCGUUCCCCACAUCCACUCGUUUAUAUGCGUUCCUGAUGGGAUCCGCUUUUGUGAAGCUGAGCAGUGCCGAAAUGGUCCUCUGGUUGUUUUUGCUGGAAUUAAAGAUCUGAAACUUAUGAAGACAACACAGUCUGGAUUUGAAGGCUUCUAUAAGAAUGAACACACCACACUUCCUGAAAGGAAUGACAGGAUUUUAUGUGGAGAGCUCUUCUGCAAAUGGUCAUACGGCGAAUGCAGAGACUUUGACUUUGAUUGCAUAUGGAACAAAAUCCGUGAAUGUAUCCUUGAAGCCUUUUCUGGGCCACCUGACUGUGGGGAAUAUUCACCCUCUUACCAGAAGACUGUCAACGGUAUCCAGAUGCUUGUCCUUUCCAAAGUGUCACAGGUACAGGUCAUAGAAGUCAUCUUGAACAACACUUUUUAUAAUGUUGUAGACAUGAAGAAUCUAGGCUUGACCAAUGACAAAGAAGUUCUGGUUCCAGUGGAAACUCCCUAUGGCUCCUGCGCUUGCACGCUUGGCAGGAAGAAGUUCUUAGAAGCACAAGGCAACAUGCUAAAAGAUGAGAGGCAAAGUCAGUUUGGACUGGCAGCUGCCCAGGGAAACUAAACCUCUUGGCUACACUCACACCUUCCUGAUAAACUUAACAGUAUGGCUUUCCUAUCAACGUAUACUCCUUAUCGGCCUCUUCCAUUGCUGACUACUUUUCCCUCUAUGAACUCCUGAGGUUGGGAUUUCUGAAGGACCCUCA